Lytechinus variegatus (green sea urchin) is the source of this 4403-nucleotide messenger RNA. RefSeq names its product voltage-dependent calcium channel subunit alpha-2/delta-2-like. NCBI's taxonomy places the organism in Eukaryota, Metazoa, Echinodermata, Echinoidea, Temnopleuroida, Toxopneustidae. The record is from RefSeq and is a predicted model, not a curated record. Gene Ontology annotation, molecular function: voltage-gated calcium channel activity. The coding region runs from base 223 to 3612 and encodes 1129 amino acids. Gene Ontology annotation, cellular component: voltage-gated calcium channel complex. The transcript is spliced from 42 exons.
UAUACCACCAAUUAUGUUACGACGCCAAAAAAAAGCGAUGAUCAGAUUCUUGCCAUGUAUUCUGUGUAUAAGUUUCCAUUCACGCCACUAGCUUAGCAAUGCAAUGCAGAGAAUACGCAUACGAAAAUUGGAUGCAUAUAGCUGGCAGUAUCAAUCCCGAUGCUGGUGUCGCAAAUUUGCUGAGGAACGACAACAUCGUAGGUAGUUUUCUGCUAAGAAAUAAUGUUCAUAAAGUUAAGCACAAUUAGGAGAAGGAAAAUGGAACGGCAAUUGGAACAUCUGAUCAGAGUUGCUGUAUUUGUUUUCGUGACAAUAAAUGUGAUUUUUAAACCAUCGGCCGGUCAAACGACAGCGCCCAUGUCAAAUUCGGACUUUCCGGAGCUGAGCCUGGUUAAAAAGUGGGCGGAUGGUUUAAGUGAGACAUUAAUAGACACGUUGGACAAGGUGACUGGGAGGAGAGAACUAAGACAGCUUUACACUGACAAGGCCUUGGAUGUAGAAUUUAUAAAUGGUUCAGACCUCAUAGAGGAUGUGGCUGAUAAAUGGCAGGCUAUACUCCAAAAGAAGAUGACUGCAGUGAGGAAAAUAGUUGAUAAGCUAGAAGAGGAAUUUGCUAAUUACACUGCUGAUCAUGAUAUUGCAAUUGGUGAUGUAGACUACAAGAAUUCUAAGAAUUUGGGAAACUUGACUCUGACAUAUGAUGAGAGAUUCAAGUCCGAUGUCAAUCUAAACUGCAGCUCUGUCCAGAUACCGACAGACAUCUAUGAGGGAGACAAGGUUAUCUUGAACGGUAUCCAGGCAACCGAAGGUGUUGAUAGCGUCUUUCUCAGUAACUUUGAGGAGGAUCCGCAGCUUCUUUGGCAGUAUUUUGGCAGUGCGGAUGGGUUCUAUCGAUCCUAUCCAGCUAAAGAGUGGGUUUCUGCAGGGGAACCUGAUAAAGACCAAUAUGAUGUUCGGCGUAGGGGCUGGUACAUCCAGGCAACAAGCUCUCCAAAGGAUGUCAUGAUCCUCAUUGACUCGAGCGGAAGCACAUUUGGAAUGACUCUGAAGAUCAUCAAGGUCUCUGUCUCAAAGGCACUGGACACCCUUGGAAAUGAUGACUUUGUCAAUGUAGCAUGGUUUAGUAAAGAUGUCCAGAAUGUAAGCUGCUUCAAUACCUUUGUUCAAGCUAACCUUAGGAACAAGAAGGAAUUGAACAACAAAGUACAGACUGAAGUUCGAGCAGGUGGGAUUGCUGAUUUUUCAAAUGCUCUGAACUACGCUUUUAAUGAAUUUGAAAAGUUCAACAGGACAGAGAGGCUCGGUGGUGAGGGAAAUAACCAGGGUGCAGACUGUAUCAGAGUGAUCAUGAUCUUUACUGAUGGCGGAACGUCCUCUGAGGAGGCCAUAUUUGAGGCUCGUAACAGAAAUCCAUUCAAGGCUCGAGUGUUUGUGUACAAGGUGGGUGCUGAUUCUAUGGUGUCUUCCGAUGGUAUCAGAGACAUGGCCUGUACGAACAAAGGUUACUUCAGUACAAUCCAGUCAUUUGGAGCUGUGAGACUCACUACUUUGGAUUAUGUUCCAGUGGUCAGCAGGCCAAUGGUUUUAAGUGGUCACAAGAACUUCCAGUGGUCAGAUAUAUACUUGGAUGCCCUGGGUCUUGGAAUGAUGACUACACUGACCUUACCUGUUUACAACACAUCAACGUAUACUGUUCCUGGAUCUAAUGAAACUCGAAAGAGUCAGCAGUUGCUUGGUGUUGUGGGGACUGAUAUCACUACCAAGAACAUGGCCGAUACAGUUCCUAUGAACAAGCCUGAGUAUAAUUCUUCAUUCAGUCAAUCUAUUGGACCUCAGGCCUAUGUGUUCGGUGUCAACAGUAAUGGCUAUAUUUUAUUACAUCCUAGAUUGAAAGCAGAGGAACUGAUCGAAUCAAUCCUCGAGUUGAACUAUUUGUCUGAUCCGCCAAAUGUCGACUUCUUGGAAGUAGAGUACGAGACGGAAGAAAAGAAAGUGUUGCGGAGAGACAUGAUCGACAGGAAAUCAGGCACCGUGGAGCUGGAGACUCCAAUCAUGUCCAGAGAUGAGAGAUAUUUGGAAUAUGUGAACAUGACCUAUUCUUAUACAUUCAUAGACAACACGACAUUCAGUGUUGCAAUUGCUCAGCCCAGCUUUGACCUGUAUCAACUCACACCUCCCGAAAAUAUGAAUCUGGUUAUGGAACUGACUAACAUCAUGGACAGAAAUGAUAUACUCAUUGCCCCUUGGGAAUUUUGUGAGCAGUUUGUUGGAAUGGAUCCUGCUAACAUUACAACAGAUGAUAUCAAAUCAGCUAUCCAGGAUACUAUCAAGAAUAACAGUAUAGGCCUUGGAAGUGGUGGAGUUAUUGUACUACAAAAAUGUAAUGAUGAGAUGGUGAGAAAACUCCUUGUAGAUGCAGAAGUAACAAGUAAUUUGUCCUCCUACUGGGAAACAAAGACUGAUGAUAUGGAAGAUAACGGCAUCAUUUUUGUCUUGGCUGCUACUCAGGGUGGUCUCAUAAAAGUUUUUCCCAAAAGCACCAUAUCAACAUGGAGUCCAGAUGAAAUCCAAAGAAUGCAAGACCCAUGGGAACAGAGCUAUUAUCAACGCAGUCUUUACACAGAUAGAUAUGUCUUUUCUGUUCCAUACAAUGAUGGUGAAGGACCUCUCGGUAGUUUAACAGAGUUCCGUUCAAACAUCACCAUCAGCAAAUCUGUGCCUCUUGAUAACCAAGCAGUUCCUGCAGUUGUCAUGGUGAUGAUGGAUCCAGCUUUUUUCAACGAUUCUUGGGAUCAGACCUCGAAGGGUUUCAAUGAUCAUACAUUGGAAUACUCCUGUGCAAACAUGGAACUGAAAUGUUAUCUUCUUGACGACGGUGGUUUUAUCAUAGCUACGAACCAGAUAUUUGAACAAGAUGAGGUUGGUCGUUUCUAUGGAGAAAUCGAUGGUAACAUCAUGAUUGAAAUGACAAAUUAUGGAAUCUAUGAUCGCAAGCAGAUGUUUGACUACCAAGCGGCUUGUGAGAGGGUACCACCAAGUGACAGUGCAGGCAUCAAAUCUUGGUUUGUGCCAACUUUUUAUGAUGUAUUCAAUUUCCAAAUAUGGGCUGCAAAUGCAUUGUGGACUUUUAUUCAUCAAACCUUUAUGGAUUUUCUACUAUUUGGAUGGACAGAUGUUUCAAUGAUCCAUGCUGCCGAGACUACAGAAUCCCUAGGCAACGUAAGCUGUAUUAAAUUGAUAAACAACUACUACUUUGGCCAAAACCUGAGUGGAAACGGUGCCAAGGAAUGUGUCAACUGCAGCAGGAGUUGGGCUGCUAGUCGAGUUGAUGGUACCAAUCUAGUGAUGCUUGUAACAGAGAGUGACCUUGAUUGCGAUACUUGCCCCUUGACUGUGGUCAGACAAUCGCCACAGGAACUUGGUCCAGAAGAUGCACCUAGCCCUUGUGAUGAGACGCCAAGAUACAGAAGGAGACCCAGUGAAAAUUGUUAUGCAUUUAGUCCAGCUGAAAAUACAACCAUUUGCAGAGGUGUGGUGUCACUAGCGUCACCAUGGUUACUUCUAAUUUUACACAUAUUCUACCUUGGAAUUGUAUGGUUUGUUAGUGCGUAAUGGUGGUCAUUGAUUCCUCUGUUUUAAGUUCUAGGUAUUAUUUCAUGAUGACAUUAUAAAAAGAAUUUUACUUCAUGUUUUUUAUUGAAUUAUUAUAUGUUUGUUCUUUUCAUUAGGUAUUGUUUAUGUAUAAAUGUUUAAAUGUGUACACAGAAAAUAUGUUUAUUCUAUAAUGUAUGUUUGUGGAGUGCUGGUGUUAAUUUCACCUGUCAAAGAGCAUUGAUUUUACUUAUCAUCAUGGCAUUAUAAGCAAUUGUUAUUGACAAAUUUUAUCACCUCUAGAUAAUAAGGUAUUUAUUGUAAAAAGUGCUUUCAGACUGCAUAGAAGGAAAUUAUGGUUCAAACUAAAUUACUCAAAUCAUUUGAUACUGUAAUAUGCACUUUAACUUCAUGGAAAUCAUGGAAUUUCAAGUAUUUUUCAUGGAUUAAGGUGUGAUAUAUAGACGGCAUAUAAACAGCAAUCAUGAAUUCAAAUUCAUUUAUUCAAAUUCAUUUCUGCCACUGGAAUUAUCCUAUCAUGAAGGAUAUAAUUUAUGAAGUAUGGUUUAUAUAUUCAAAUUUUAUCUUAUGGACUAUGAAUUUUAUAAAAUAGUCAAAUUGGUGAAAAAUUAGUUAUGACUCUUGAACUAUGGGUACACUCAAGUGAAUUAUAUUAAGAACUGUAUGAAUAUUGUAUAUAAUUUUUAUACUUGAUGAUGUAAUAUAUCAAGUGUAUAUUAUUGGAUUAUAGUUAUUUGUAUGCAAUGCCCAACAACUUGUUUGUCUAUUUUUUUCUCAUUCUCUUUCUCUCU